Messenger RNA from Penicillium pulvis, 324 nucleotides. Its product is annotated as cytochrome b5-like heme/steroid binding domain-containing protein. Gene Ontology annotation, molecular function: heme binding. The transcript is spliced from 2 exons. Lineage: Eukaryota; Fungi; Ascomycota; Eurotiomycetes; Eurotiales; Aspergillaceae. Gene Ontology annotation, cellular component: membrane; intracellular membrane-bounded organelle. Bases 1 to 324 code for a protein of 107 amino acids. The record is from RefSeq and is a predicted model, not a curated record.
AUGGACCUGAAUGCCAAUUUUCAGCGGCUAUACACAUUACAAGAUGUUGCGAGCCACAAUAGAGAUGGAGAUAUAUGGGUUGUUAUUAAUGGCAAGGUCUUUGACCUGACAACGUAUAUGGACACACACCCCGGUGGUAAACAAGUGCUUCUCAACCAUGGAGGCUUGGAUGCAACCAAGAAAUUCCAGAAAUACCACAAGCCUCAAACUUUGGCUCGCUACGGAGAUGAUCUGUGUAUUGGCACUGUUAGAAAGACUGGAUCGCAUGGGACGCGAAUAUGGAAUAGAGCGCUGUCGAAAGUCUUCGACCGGGGCCGUGCUUGA